UUCCAAAGUCCAGGCCCAACUAACACACUUCUCUCUUCUCUUCCUAUAAGGCAUCGACCAGCGCAAACCCUAGCCGACCUCUUCUCCUCGCGCCGCCGCCGCCGGAGCCGUCGCCAUGUCGAAGCGCGGGAGGGGAGGGACGGCGGGGAACAAGUUCCGCAUGUCGCUGGGUCUGCCCGUGGCGGCGACCGUGAACUGCGCGGACAACACGGGCGCCAAGAACCUCUACAUCAUCUCCGUCAAGGGCAUCAAGGGCAGGCUCAACCGCCUGCCGUCCGCCUGCGUCGGCGACAUGGUCAUGGCCACCGUGAAGAAGGGUAAGCCCGACCUCAGGAAGAAGGUCAUGCCCGCCGUCAUCGUCCGCCAGCGCAAGCCGUGGCGCCGCAAGGACGGAGUCUACAUGUACUUCGAAGAUAAUGCUGGAGUCAUCGUGAACCCCAAGGGCGAGAUGAAAGGAUCUGCUAUCACUGGACCUAUUGGCAAGGAGUGUGCUGACCUUUGGCCUAGGAUUGCUAGUGCAGCAAACGCCAUUGUCUGAUAUCAUGGUUGGGGGAUGUUUGAGAGAGUUUCGUUGUGCUCCUUAUUAGGUCCAUUUUAACCUGUUUUGUACUCCGUACCUCAACAUCUGUGAUAAUGUACUUGAUUGAACAUAUGUGGAAAUGUACUUGAGGAGUAAUGUGCUUCAAAGGGAAAAGGCGCACAAUUAAGGGCCAGAACUGUGCACUUAUGUGGUCAGUUAAGUGAUGAGCUGGUGCUAUUAUCGUGC
Messenger RNA from Sorghum bicolor (sorghum), 766 nucleotides. Its product is annotated as 60S ribosomal protein L23. Bases 116 to 538 code for a protein of 140 amino acids. Gene Ontology annotation, molecular function: structural constituent of ribosome; large ribosomal subunit rRNA binding. The record is from RefSeq and is a predicted model, not a curated record. Gene Ontology annotation, biological process: translation. Gene Ontology annotation, cellular component: ribosome; cytosolic large ribosomal subunit. The transcript has 4 exons. NCBI's taxonomy places the organism in Eukaryota, Viridiplantae, Streptophyta, Magnoliopsida, Poales, Poaceae.